UCUCACAAGCACGGCCCAGGCUAAAAAAUCCUUCCAUUUUGACCAUCGCCACUCAUCACUAACACGGCCACUCAAUAUCGAAGAUGUGGUCACCAAACUGAACGGUUGUUAGUUGUUAGUGGCUCCUCCCGCCAUUGUCUGUACAGCAAGAUGGCCACACUGUUUAUUGUUCUGCCAAAAUUUCCACUCGUCAGUUCUCUCUUUUCCUCUCCAAGUCAUUACCAGGGAUGGAGAGUUAGGCCUUUCACUGUGCAGAAGCUCAACCCAUUUUUAUCAAAAUCUCUAACAGAGUCAAAGAAGAGGAGAACUUUAAUCUGUGCAGUCAAUCAAGAUCCAGAGGAAUCAUUUAAAAAGACUGUAGAAGUGGAUCGGCUAAUAGAUAUGCUGAGAGAUGCAAAUCCAAGAGAACUGCAGAAGCUUGUUGUUGAAAAUGUCCUCGCUUUCAAUGAGGGCUUUUGGAUACGACUUGCUGCUAGAACUGAUACCUGUAAAUCAGAGGAUGAUAAAAAAGAUUACGAGGAGUUGGCAAUAUCUGUGAUGAGCAUAGUGGAUUGUCUGGUCCAUAAGACCAAUGAAAAGAUUGAGUCAGCCACUGAUAUUCUCAAGGAAAUUUUAAAACCUAUAGUUGAUGGAGAGGAAGAGAUUCACUGGCCUCCUACAGAUCCAGAGGCCCUCAGACUAAUGGAGAAAGAUAUAAUUCAGAGGGAGCAAGAAGGGCAACUAGAUGAAGGGUUCCUUGCAGAAGUUAGUGCACAACUACGACAAGCAAAAGAAGAUGGGGACAAGCCAGGGCUCGAGGCCAUGUUGCAAAAGGUUCUGCAACUCUAUGCUUCCAGUAUUCUCUCCAAGCGGAGUUAUGCGAAGAAAGAAGAUGAAGUUUUGAAGGCUGAGCAGUUUCUGGAGACUAUAAUCAAAGCUCCCGAAGAAGAAUGGAACAAGUUUUUGCUCAAUGGAAUGACAGUUGGCAAAGGGGAAAUUUCUCCAGAGGAACUCUAUGCUGUCAUUAAGAAACGAAUCGAGAGGACAUUGAUCCGGACAGUAAUAAAACCUUCUACCUUGGAUUUUAUUCACUUGUAUUUUUGUUGUUCAGUAUUCCCUACAACUGGACGCCACACCACAUGCCACUGUCUGCUACGACUCAUACACAGGCACAUCCAUUUCUAUAUACUUCCCCUUUUCUCACACCUUCUCUAUCACUUGUAGGAAGGAGGUUCGUACCAGCAACGCAUUCUCACCGAGUAUCUUAAGGGUAUCCAGUCAAGAGCAGAAGAGAUUGUCCAAGUGCUUCAGGGAAAGCCAUGAUAGCCCAAAUACACGUCUGAGUAUAGAUUCCGUAUUUGUAAACCAUUGAUAGCGCACAAACUUGGAAAGAAUCUGUUCCUUCAAUCUGAAACAGGAAAAAGGCUACCACAUAGCAAUUGAAAAAGGAGAUGCGUAGUAUCUGCAGUUCUUAUUGUGCGCAAAAAAGAGCCAAUGCGCAAUGAAUUCUAUCCUUUUUGUGCCAAUGGUUUUAGGUUCACAUUUUAUUUCAAUGGAGGCCAAUGUACUGCCAGCCCACCGGGUUAACACAGUCAACCUCCUUUUGACAGCUAGAAGUCUGCUUCAGAUAAAUGACAUGGAUAUGAUUGCAGAGGCAUUGCCAGAGCUUCUCUGGCUAAGUUUUUGUUAAUGACUUGUCAUUCGUUAUGGUAUGCGAGUGCCUUGAUCAGAU
Molecule: messenger RNA, 1711 nt
Organism: Populus euphratica (Euphrates poplar)
Lineage: Eukaryota; Viridiplantae; Streptophyta; Magnoliopsida; Malpighiales; Salicaceae
Exons: 10
Coding region: 151-1203 (350 amino acids)
Source: RefSeq, a predicted model, not a curated record